CUUCGCAGCCGGUUGUGCAGUAACCUCGCCAGCAAAGCUUGUCCCAUUGGGGGCGUGGUUUUACGAAGGCGAUUUAACCGAACUCCGUUGUAUAUCCAAGUGAAUUCGACACUAGACCAAGGCGUUUGCACAGUUGGACAGAAUGAAAAACAAGGUUAAACAGCGACGAACACGUCAGGUUUGCUUUUUAACGUAGUUCCUUUGGAAGAAUGUAUUGUUUCCUGCCACUCUAGGCGGUUCCAUGUUUUAGCCUGUCAAGUCAGUGGAAUUAACCAGUUUCCGCAGUCAUAAUGACUUUAGAUGUUUGUAAAUAGAAAAGUUUCAGAACUUUACGGUUAUUAUUGCUCGGUAGAUAACAUGACCCCAUUUGCCUGACCACACAAGAUCUGUGGGACAUGGAGGACCCCUGGAGUACGGUACAUGUGCUGUUCCAGGUGUGGUUGACAGUGUUGGUAUUCGUUAUCAUGGUGCCUGCCAUGUUCGGCUUCUCCCUAGGAGUGACAGGAGUUUACAUCAAGAUCUUGGUCAAGACUCUGGAGUGGGCUACUCUUAGAAUCCAGAGGGGAUGCAAGGAACAGCCCAGUCUACCAGUACCACUACCCAACGGUCUCCUCCGUCGGGACGGGGGCUCCAUGGAGCAGGAGAUGGCGGCGAAGGGAGAGUUCGCUCUGAGCGACGCCUUCUACUUCUACCGGAAGGGCAUGGAGAGCAUCGUGGAGGACCAGGUGACUCAGCGCUUCUCCUCCGAGGAGCUGGCUUCCUGGAACCUCCUGACGCGCACCAACCACAACUUCCGCCACAUCAGCCUCCGCCUCACCGUCAUCUGGGGCCUGGGCGUGUUCAUACGCUACUCUGUUCUCCUUCCUCUCAGGGUAACCCUGGCGCUCAUUGGCUUGAGCACACUGGUGAUUGGCACGACUAUUGUUGGGUUUCUUCCGAAAAGCAGUGUGAAGAACUGGCUGAGUGAGUUGGUCCAUCUGAUGUGCUACAGGAUCUGUGCCAGAGGCCUUUCCGCUACAAUUCACUACCAUAACAAAGAGAAUCGACCGAAAAAAGGAGGGAUUUGCGUAGCCAACCACACCUCGCCUAUUGACAUUGUCAUUCUGGCCAAUGACGGCUGCUAUGCCAUGGUGGGUCAGAUUCACGGAGGUCUGAUGGGGGUCCUCCAGAGGUCCAUGGUGAGGUCAUGUCCCCACGUUUGGUUCGAGAGGUCGGAGAUGAGAGACCGCCACGCUGUUGCCAGAAGACUCAGAGAUCACGUUGCAGCUAGGACCAAGCUUCCUAUCCUCAUCUUCCCAGAAGGAACCUGCAUCAACAACACUUCUCUCAUGAUGUUCAAGAAGGGAAGCUUUGAAAUCGGAGGGACAAUUUAUCCAGUGGCAAUCAAGUACGAUCCUCGUUUCGGAGACGCCUUCUGGAACAGUGCCAAGUAUAACAUGGUCAGCUACCUGCUCCGGAUGAUGACCAGCUGGGCCAUCGUGGUCAACGUUUGGUACCUUCCCCCCAUGAUCUUACAGGAGGGCGAGGACGCGACCCAGUUUGCCAACAGAGUGAAGUCUGCCAUCGCUCAUCAGGGAGGGCUGCUGGAUAUGUCAUGGGACGGAGGUCUGAAGCGGGGGAAGGUGAAGGACACUUUUAAGGAGCAACAACAGAAGAUGUACAGCAGUAUGAUCGUGGGCGAGGAAGGUAGCGACACACCAGGAACAGACGGUCUUUCAGAUGCGAGCGCACACGAGCAAUGACAUCAGGGCAGCCUGAGACGAUCUCUGUCUGUGGACAUGCUCUAUAGUGGACAGAUCGCUUUCACAAACUGACUGGCUUCAUUGAUGCCAUGCUAUCUGAAACGUAUCGCCAGUCUGUGUUGGUGGAGAGGAUUCUGAAUGCUUGAAAUGCAUGAAAGGUCUCAGUUGAAGUGUUUCAGCAUCUCGUGGUUACCGUUUUUUCCCGAUUGCAGAAGCACAAUUUAGAAAACAGUCCUCACUUUGUCAAAACACAACACACGAUUCACACAACUAGACACACAAGUAGCAGAAAACCUCCAAUCUUUUGCAAAAUGAAACACUUCGUUCAAAACUAUACAAUCAUGUAUAAAAACCCAAUUCUGUCACCGUAUGCCACAUACAUGGUUUAAUAACAUUGGACUCUGUUUGAACCAGUUACACACUGUUGUGCACAAUUUAAAACACUUUUACAGUAACUAUUCUUUUCUAAUGAUAUAACCUGCUUGAUUUUGGGAAGAACUGGGAGAGGGAGAGGUAUACCUGGAGGCCGUGGAAGACACGGGCCAAAUUUACAGUAUCUAAUGAAAUUUGAACAACAUUGGUUGACCAUAUUGUGAACCAUGGCGCAACAUUGAGAGAGGCUGGACAGAGAGUUCAGCCCAACCUCAGCAGAUAUGUGGGAGUCAGGUGGCUGAGCGGUUAGAGAAUCGGGCUAGUAAUCAGAAGGUUGCUGGUUCGAUUCCCAGCCGUGUCAAAUGACGUGUCCUUGGGCAAGACACUUCACCCUACUUGCAUCGGGGAGAUGUCCGACUUACUGUAAGUCGCUCUGGAUAAGAGCGUCUGCUAAAUGACUAAAUGUAAAUGUAGAUAUACUGUUGCAACAGUAAUUUUGACAUUUCGACGAGCAUAGGUGACAUUUACCUUUCUCUACUGUCUAUAGUACAGUACAGUAAAAUGUAGCCUACUAUAUGCACUACAUCAGUACUUUUUUAUACCCAUUCACCGCAGUCCAUGAUUGAAACAAUGUACUGUAUUUAAUUUGUUGGAUACUUUCAUUUGACCACAAUUGUAUUUGCUGUGUUUGCAGUAUGUAGCCUACUAUACAGUAUUCAAUUUGAAAUAUGUUGUGAUUUUCUGCACAAAAUGCAACCUUUAUGUAGACAAUGUGGAGAAAUACAGUAAAUAUUUUCAUCAGUGUGCAGUACUGGUCUUGUGUGUUGUGUUUGGUUAACAUACUCAUGUACUUUACAUACUCUACUGUAACAAUAUCUCCGACAAAAUCAAGCAGGUUAUAGCAUUAGAAAAGAAUAGUUUGUGUAAAAGUGUUUUAAAUUGUGCACAACAAUGUGUAACUGGUUCAAACAGAGUCCAAUUUUAUGAACCAUGAGUGUGUCAUACAGUGACAGAAAUGUUUUUUUUUAUACAUGAUUGUAUAGUUUUGAACAAAGUGUUUCAUUUUGGAAAAGAUUGGAGGUGUUCUGCUAUUUGUGUCUGGUUGUUUGAAUCGUGUGUUCAAAAUUGUGCUUAACCCUUGUGUUAUCUUCGGGUCGUUCUGACCCAUCAGUCAUUGUGACCCACCGUCGUAUUGCGACAACUUUACCGCAUACAAAAACAAAGUGAAGCAUUUUCUUUUAACCGUUGGGCUGUCUCAGACCCCCCACAUUGCGAAGGUUAAAAGAAAAUUAUUUUAAUUUGUUUUUGUAUUGGGUAAAAUUGGGUAAACACAACGAUGGUUCGUUAUGAACCUUUGGGUCAUGUGACCCGAAGGCAGCACGAGGGUUAAGCAAUCGGAAAAAAACGGUGACAUCAUCUUAUAUUUCUGUGUCUAAUGUAGAAAAGUGUGUAGUGAUUUGAAAAACACUGUGUGUAGUAUUUUGCAAAUAGUGUGAGGCUGAGAAUGUACUUAUAGUUGUGCAGAUCUGGGCUGCUGUUUUGCUCCUUGAGUGUCAGGUUUCACUAACUGUGUGUUAUUUGACAUUUUUGUGUCUAAGCAAUCGGGAAAAAACUGUAAGUGUAUAUUUUCCCUUUGGAAGCUAUAAUUAUGAUGUUAUGAUAAUAUUGGUUUUUAACUGUAGCGUUAGCCAACUUGUUUACGUUUAUCCCGAGGUUUUACUGGAUAUUUUUAGUCAAUGUGUUGUUCUGCACCAUGUCACAUAAUGCUCUUAAAGGUUCCUCUUAUGUUUGCUGAUGCUUUGGUCAAAGUCCAGAAACAAAGCACACAAACUCUCAACCUGAAUGCGUUCUUUAUUCUAAGGUUUUAUUGUCGAUUCACCUGUGUCUUACGUGUUAUCUUGUGCGCUGUGCCAAGGUGUAGGAUCUGAAAUGUGACACUAGGAGGCAGUAUAUGCCAAGUAAACCAACGGUGACUACAUACCCCUUGUUCGACUCGUCCACUUAUCUGGUGGAUGUAUUCUGCGUCACUGUUCAGAAGAUAUCAACGCAUCAUUCAUCAUCCAAAAGUUCUGAUGCAAAUAAAUCUAAAAGCACUGCAUUCUU
Osmerus eperlanus (European smelt) is the source of this 4217-nucleotide messenger RNA. It is a transcript of the gene gpat3, whose product is annotated as glycerol-3-phosphate acyltransferase 3. Gene Ontology annotation, biological process: triglyceride biosynthetic process. The coding region runs from base 396 to 1742 and encodes 448 amino acids. Gene Ontology annotation, cellular component: endoplasmic reticulum. The record is from RefSeq and is a predicted model, not a curated record. Gene Ontology annotation, molecular function: glycerol-3-phosphate O-acyltransferase activity. NCBI's taxonomy places the organism in Eukaryota, Metazoa, Chordata, Actinopteri, Osmeriformes, Osmeridae. The transcript is spliced from 12 exons.